AUGUACAGAGUAGUUCUUGUUUUAGUACUUAUUGGAACAGUGCGGUCUUACGACCCACUUUUUGAGGAAGUCAAUUGCACAGAGUUCACGAACAAUUGUAGAGAGUGCGUGCGCUAUGUCAAAGACUACAAAGACAUAAGAAGAGGAUGUUCAUGGUGCACUAUGCCGAACUAUUUUGACUCCUAUUGUUACAAUCCAAACACCACUUCGUGUAAAGGCACUUUAGAGGAUGUCUGUCAGAUGGACCCAAUGAUCAUGUCCGUUGUAUCUGUUUUGUGUUUGCUCCCUCUUUUGAUUGUGAUGAUCUUCCUGAUAUUACCUUCGUUGAUCAAGUGCAUUAAGAAGAUCAAACGUUCAAAAUUAGAUUAA
Messenger RNA from Entamoeba invadens IP1, 369 nucleotides. RefSeq lists its product as hypothetical. Bases 1 to 369 code for a protein of 122 amino acids. The transcript has a single exon. The record is from RefSeq and is a predicted model, not a curated record. NCBI's taxonomy places the organism in Eukaryota, Evosea, Mastigamoebida, Endamoebidae.